AGUAAGUAGUAAGUAGCAAGAUUAGUAAGUAAACAAAAUCUAAAUGAAUCAGGAACAAUCAGUAUUCUGUCAAUAUUUUCAAUAAGAAAUUCUGCUAUUGUGCUUUGCUGUUUCUGUGAACACCUUUGGGUUAUUUAGCUGGAAUGAUCAGAAACAGUACUGAAAACUUCCAGUAGGAAAUCAAUUAGGGUUAUGAGCCCUUUUCCAUUCUAUUUUCCCUGGGAUUCUAACAGACUUUCCAGAUUUCAGGAGGGACUUUACAUUGAAUACAAGAUUUGUCGAUGGAACUUCCAAUAGGAUAACUAACUCCUUUUAGAUUAUCUUAUGAACAACAACUUUCAUUGUAGUACAUCCAGUCAUCAAUUUCCCUACGGGAUUAAUAAAGUAUUAUCUAUCUAUCUAGAAUAUUCAAAUUUUCAUUGAAGAUCUAAUGCAUUAAGCUACUAUAAGUAUGUUUUAGCUUUUUGUGUAUCCACAACAUUGCACUCAAUGUCUUAUGCAGAAAUUUAAAUAUUUUUUUCUCUUCACUCAAAGCAGUCAAGAUGUUCUUCAGAACAACUCAGAAGGUUAGGGUCUUGCUCCUUUUGGGUUCUCUGUGCAUCUGUGGAGACUUCACUGCUGCUGACGACCCUGUCAUCCCUGCUAACAAUGGAGUCACUUUUAGCCACGUUUAUAAGAUCGACCUGCCUAAGGCAUCUGACUGCAAGGUGGAGAUGGACACCAUCCCUGUACAGGACCAGGGGACAGAGCAGGCGGUCUCUUCGCAGGGCAUGGAGGGAGAUAACAACAUCGUCUUCAGGCACAAUAUCCGUUUGCAAACUCCAAAAUGCGACUGCGAGUCAUCUGAGAGCUUCCAGGCCCUGUUGUACAGGAUUAAUGGUCUGGAGGAGGAAGUGACCUACCUCAAAAGCCAGUGCACACAGGGUUGCUGUGGUGGAGGAGGCUCAGACAUCAAGUGCAGUGGCCAUGGGAGUUUAAAACAGGACACGUGUAGCUGUGUCUGUGAUGAGGGCUGGGAAGGUGAGGAUUGCUCCAGGAGGUCCUGCCCAAAUGAAUGCAGUGACAAUGGACGCUGCGUGGAUGGGCAGUGUGUCUGUUACCAGGGGUACGCUGGGGCUGAUUGCAGUGAGCUCCUCUGCCCCAAUGACUGUAACGACAAGGGCCGCUGUGUGGACGGAGUUUGCCAGUGCUUUAGAAACUUCAUGGGUGAGGACUGCAGCCUGUGGAGGUGCCCUAAUGACUGCAGUGGGAAUGGAGAGUGUGAUGAUGGAACGUGCAUCUGUGAGGAUGGCUUUACAGGGAUCGACUGCUCCAAGGUGAUGGGCCCCAAUAACUUGCGCUUACUGAGAUCCUCUGAAGAAUCCCUUUUGGUGGAAUGGGACGAAGUACCUGGUGCCGAGUACUACCUCCUUACAUAUCACCCUGAAGGAGAUGAAGGCUCCAUUAGGGAAAUCAGAGUCCCCAGUGACACAAACUCCUAUCUGAUCACUGGCUUAACUCCUGGAGUCAAAUACAUCAUAAAUGUGUCUGCAUGGAUCAAGGGCAUUACUAGUGAGCCUGAAUCAUUGGAGGCCACGACUGAAGUGUCAACGGUGCAGAAAAUCAGAGUGGUCAGUCAGACAGAGGACUCUAUCCAGGUGGAGUGGCCAAAUCCCUCAUCGGAAGUUGACUACUUCAGACUGACCUUUGUCACUCCCGAAGGCCAGGAGCAGGAGGUCAGAGUUCAGAAGAGUUCUGGAGCUAAAACCAGCUACACCAUCACAGAUCUCUUCCCUGGCACCAAGUACCUCAUAAAAGUUCAAGCCAUUAAAGGGAAUACAGCAGGGAAACCUUCUUCUGUGAAUGGGCUAACAGAUAUCGAUGCCCCCACCAACCUGGUGACCAAGUCUGUGACAGAGGACACAGCUACUUUGUCCUGGACCUCCUACAAGCUGACAGGGCUGAGGCCUGGAGUGGAGUACACUGUCUACAUCUGGGCUGUCAAGGGAGACCGCAAGAGCAAGAGGACCUCCACGCAGUCCGUGACAGAUAUCGAUGCCCCCACCAACCUGGUGACCAAGUCUGUGACAGAGGACACAGCUACCCUGUCCUGGGACAGAUCCUACAAGCUGACAGGGCUGAGGCCUGGAGUGGAGUACACUGUCUACAUCUGGGCUGUCAAGGGAGACCGCAAGAGCAAGAGGACCUCCACACAGGCUGUGACAGAGAUUGAUGCUCCCACUAAUCUGAAAGUGGAAGAUGUCCAGCUUAACAGUGGAGUGCUGACUUGGACCCCCCCUCUAGCUGUGAUUGAUGGCUACACCCUCUCCUACAAAGCAGAGGAUGGAAGUGGGCAGAUCACAGAGCGACGGGUGGGCCCUGGAGAGAGGAGGUUUACCUUGGAUGGCCUGGAGCUGGGAAAGAAGUACAUCGUCAGCCUGGUCGCCUUCAGAAGAAAUCAGAGGAGCAGGACAGUGGAGACCACCUUUACUACAGUUGGAGUUCUCUUCCCCUUCCCUAUGGACUGCAAAGAGGUUCUGCAGAGCGGGAACAAUUCUGAUGGAGUCUACACCAUCUACCUCAACAAUGACCGCUCUAAGCCAAUGGAGGUUUACUGUGACAUGACCACUGACGGUGGCGGCUGGAUCGUCUUGCAAAGACGCAACAGUGGAAAACUUGAUUUCCUGAAACGCUGGAAACAGUACAUUCAAGGCUUUGGGAACCUGACUGAUGAAUUCUGGUUGGGGCUGGAAAAGAUAUAUGAACUUACAAACACCAACACCCAGUAUGAACUGCGUGUUGAUUUGAAAGCAGGUUCUGAGUCUGUCUAUGCUGUCUAUGACAACUUCAAAAUUGCACCAGUGAGGCAGAAGUUUAAACUGACUAUUGGCAACUACCGAGGCACUGCAGGUGAUGCAAUGACUUAUCAUCAAGGCCGACCCUUCUCUACUAUAGACCAGGACAAUGACAUUGCUCUGAGCAACUGUGCUUUGACUCAUCGUGGAGCCUGGUGGUACAAAAACUGUCAUUUAGCAAACCUGAAUGGCAGAUAUGGGGACGAUACGCACAGCGUGGGGGUGAACUGGGAGCCCUGGAAGGGGCAUGAAUUUUCCAUACCGUUCGCAGAGAUGAAAAUCCGACCACAUGUUGCUUCUGACACCCCUGUCCUGGGACGGAAGAAGAGGUCACUUGGGGGAAGGGGAAAGAGUAGAAGGCUAGAAUCAAAAUAGGAAAAAAAAACAACAAAGCACAUAUAAGCUUAAGGACAGUUCAUUUCCAGAGAAUUUCAGUGAUUUUGAAGUCCACCUAAAAAACAAACGAUGGCAUUACUUCCUUUAUAUGUAGCACUUCAUAUCAGAAUUCUUCAGCUCUUGUCCUCUACUGUCCUCUCAUCAGAUUCCCUUCUUCUUCACAGUGGAUUUCACAAUUUUAUUUCAUAGCUUUUUGGUGUUACAUCUAUAUUAUAAGGUGUUUGACUAUCAGACCUUUGCAGUUAUAAUACAAUGAGAGGCCAAUUGAACCACCAAAUCCAAAGACAAUAGUGCAAAACCACUAAAGGCGACCCGUAUUAGAAUAACAGUUAAUCAGUAGCUUCUAAUUGUAAUGCCAUUACAUCACAGAUCGUCGUGUGAUGCAAUUACAGAUCACAUCCUUGUGCUAUAAUUACAAAGCCCUCAGACUCUGUUCUGAGCUGACUGUUUGCAUAAUGACUCUUUGCCUUUUUUAUUGUCAGAAAUGUGAAUAGUUCUUUGUUACAGGUCCAAGUUUUUUUUUAAUAGACUUUUUCUUAAGCAACAUAUACUGUAAGGCUAUGAGACGUUCCUUAUAUGAAAUCUACGAAACAUACUCCUUGAAUAUCUGGUAUUUAUGAUUUUACUACGACACCAAACUCUCAAAAUACAAAAACAAUCAUCACGAUAAUUGGCAAAACUGACAGCGGCCUAAUUUAUUUGGAAUGUGGUGCAUCCUCCCACUGUUUAAAUCCUUAAAGUCUAAAUUAAAGACAAUGGAUCUAGGCAAAGUAUUUUUUUAAUAAUUAGAUUUGUAGAUAGAAGUGCCUGAUGCAAAGUGGACACGAGAUUUCCAGAAAUCAUUGACAUAGGAUAAUACUUAAGCAGUUAUUUUCCUGCAAGGAUAGGAAUAGAGAUUCCUUUUCAGUUCAUAUUCAAAAUUCACAUUUCAAAUUGAGGGUCUCAGCUCAAAAGAUAUGUCUGAAGCCUUAUUCUUCUCAUUUUAGUCUUUUUGCUGAAGAUUCCCCUCUACAACAUUCCUCUCGUUUUUACUCCCAGACCCUAGAUCUUCCUUCUUCAAGAGGCAGUAGCUUGUUAUUGUAGGUGUAAGACCAUUUUCUGAUACUCUUCUGUAUGCAUUUCAGUACUCCUGGACAUUUAAAACACAGGCCUAAACCUGUUCUUUGAUAUGAAUAAAACUAUGAAUACUGUCAUAAUUCAAAUUUUACAUAAGUGGUACUUGUUCUUGUUCUAAAUUAUCAAAAUAUUUUUGUUUCUGUGAAGAUCAAGAUAUAUACAAUAGGUUAUAAACUUACUUUGAAAACAAGAAGGUGGGAAGAGCCUCAUCAUACAAUUACAGAAUUGUUAUGUACUUAUUCUUAUAGUGACUCGUUUGUUGUUUUCUAAUCAAUCUGCUGGUCAACUACCAAUGUAAUUCUAGAUACAAGGGAUUUGAUUUUAACCCCAGUAUAUUAACUUUUUUAAUUUUGUUUUUGAGAAUUAUUUUGACUUCUUCUUCUAAGUAUUCCAAAGCUUGUAUAAUAUGUCAUCACUUGUGUAAAUAAACCAUUAAAAAAUCA
This is a messenger RNA of Lepisosteus oculatus (spotted gar), 4789 nucleotides long. Lineage: Eukaryota; Metazoa; Chordata; Actinopteri; Semionotiformes; Lepisosteidae. The record is from RefSeq and is a predicted model, not a curated record.